CACACUCAGUUAAUGCGAGCUCAGGAGGGGAAAUAGAGGACGUGCUGGAGGAGAGACCGCUGAGAGAGAAGAGGAGAGGGGCGGAUAGUGUCCCCCCGACCGGCACAUUUUUACAGUAUUUAAUUUAUUCAUUAUUGCGUUUGACUAUAUCGUGAUUAGAAGAAAGAUGUCUCAGUCAGACAAUAAGAAAUUCUUCGAGAACCUGACAGGCGCUGGGAAAGCCAUAGCAGUGCUAACGAGCGGAGGAGAUGCCCAAGGGAUGAAUGCUGCUGUUCGGGCUGUUGUCCGUAUGGGAAUCUAUGUCGGAGCCAAAGUGUAUUUUAUUCACGAGGGAUAUCAGGGUAUGGUGGACGGGGGCGACAACAUCGAGGAGGCGAAAUGGGAGAGUGUGUCCAGCAUGCUACAAGUGGGCGGCACCGUUAUCGGAAGCGCGCGAUGCAAAGAGUUUCGAACACACGAGGGCCGUCUGAAAGCGGCUCAUAACCUGGUGCGGAAGGGCAUCACUAACCUGUGCGUGAUUGGUGGAGAUGGGAGCUUGACCGGGGCCAAUCUCUUUAGAGAGGAGUGGAGCGGCCUCCUGGCUGAGCUUCUUGAGCAGGGUCUAAUUGAUGAAGAGGCAACUCAGAUAUACUCUGCCCUUCACAUCGUGGGGAUGGUGGGCUCCAUCGACAAUGACUUCUGUGGCACAGACAUGACCAUAGGCACAGACUCGGCCCUUCACAGAAUCAUUGAGGUGGUGGAUGCCAUCAUGACAACAGCUCAGAGUCACCAGAGGACAUUUGUUCUGGAAGUGAUGGGCAGGCAUUGUGGUUAUCUGGCAUUAGUGAGUGCCCUGGCAUGUGGAGCCGACUGGGUGUUGAUUCCUGAAAUGCCCCCUGAGGACGGCUGGGAAGAGAAAAUGUGUCAGAAACUCUGUGCGACUCGAUCCAGAGGUUCGAGGUUGAACAUAAUCAUAGUCGCUGAAGGAGCCAUUGACAGACAUGGGAAAGCUAUUACCUCUAGUAUUGUCAAGGAUCUGGUGGUUCGCCGUCUGGGCUUUGACACGCGUGUGACCAUCUUGGGCCACGUCCAGAGAGGCGGGACCCCCUCUGCUUUUGACAGGAUUUUGGCCAGUCGCAUGGGUGUGGAGGCUGUUCUGGCGCUGCUGGAGACCACCGCAAACACAGCAGCUUGUGUAGUGUCUCUGUGUGGAAACCAGUCUGUGCGGCUGCCGCUCAUGGAGUGUGUGCAGAUGACUCAGGAGGUGCAGAAGGCCAUGGAUGAGAAGAGAUUUGAGGAGGCCGUGCAGCUGCGUGGCAGGAGUUUUGAGAACAACUUGAAGACUUAUAAACUUCUGGCUCAUCGCAAACCAGAGUCUGAGCUGCCACAAAGCAAUUUUAACGUGGCCGUGUUGAACGUUGGAGCUCCCGCUGCGGGCAUGAACGCGGCCGUGCGCUCUGCCGUCAGAGUGGGCAUCUCUGAGGGACACAAAAUGUUUGCUGUCAAUGAUGGUUUUGAAGGAUUCUAUAAGGGACAGAUCAAAGAGAUCAAAUGGGCAGAUGUUGGUGGCUGGACUGGCCAAGGUGGAUCUCUCUUGGGAACUAAACGAACCCUUCCUGCGAAACACGUUGGCAAAAUUGCAGAACAGAUGCGGAAAUAUAACAUAAACGCACUGUUAGUCAUUGGAGGAUUCGAGGCGAUAGAGUGUCUGCUGCAGCUGUAUGAGGCUCGCUCCAACUAUGAGGAGUUUUGCAUCCCGCUGUGUAUGCUGCCUGCUACCAUUAGUAACAAUGUGCCCGGCACUGACCUCAGUAUCGGGGCAGAUACGGCCCUCAAUGCCAUUGUGGAGACAUGUGAUCGCAUCAAACAGUCAGCCAGCGGUACGAAGCGCCGCGUGUUCAUCAUUGAGACGAUGGGGGGAUACUGUGGUUAUCUGGCCAGUGUUGGUGGUCUGGCAGCUGGAGCAGAUGCUGCGUACAUCUACGAGGAGCCGUUCGACAUCAGAGACCUGCAGGCGAAUGUGGAGCACUUGACAGCAAAAAUGAAGACCAGCAUUCAGAGAGGACUUAUUCUGAGGAACGAGAACAGUAAUGAGAACUACACCACAGAUUUCAUCUAUCAGCUCUAUUCAGAAGAGGGCAGGGGUGUGUUUGACUGCAGGAAGAAUGUUCUGGGACACAUGCAGCAGGGUGGUGCACCUUCUCCAUUCGACCGUAACUUCGGGACCAAAAUCGCUGCUAAGGCCAUGCAGUGGAUCACCAAGAAACUGAAUGAGAGCUACAGGCAAGAUGAAGGUAAAGAUUUGUAUUUUAAUCACAAAAGUUUAUUUUAUCCACAGUGCAUUUGACCCGCAUUAGUGACCUUUUUAAAAGCCUGUCCUUUCAUCUUGCUUGAAAACAACCUCUAAAUCCUUAGAGAUUUGCCAAAUUGUGUGGUGUUAUUUGGCGCACAUUUAUCAUGCUGUUGUAAACAUGAUGCUUUAAAGUCCCCCUAUGGGCGAUAAUUUUAUGUUUCAAUUUAUUCGUUAAAACUAAUCUUUGACCAUCAAAAUUACAUAUUUAAAAGUUUUUUUUCCUGUGAAAACAGCUUUUCCUGCCUUAAAAUAGCCUGAAAUGUAACUCUACACCUCAGCUUAAGUAUACACAGAUACAUGAAUAUGCAAAUUAGCCCCACCUCCACUCAAUCGCACUCGGCAGUUCCAGACGCUGCUAAAACCGAAAGUGAAACUGAGAGCUGACACAACAGUGCAAUGAUCAUUUUAGCCCGAAUCUAUACGCUAUCUUUGCAUAUUUGCUUAAAACUGCUGAUCCACAGGGGUGAAAUGAGUGGAUGUGAUUGGUUACAGGUUUAUGAUGUCAUUAACUGGGGCAGUUUCAAACCGCACUUUUUAAACAGUUUUUGGUAAACUCCAGCUAUUUAAAGAAAAUACUCAGCAAUGGUUUAAAAUGAUAAAUUUGCACAUUAGUUCACCACAUAAACAUAUAAACAAAAUUGAAAAACUUUAUUUUCACAACAGGGGGUCUUUAAAAAUAAAAUGACAUUGACAAAUGACAUAUUAGUGCAGUAUAAAGUAGCUUUGGACUAAAAUUGUAAAUGUAUGGUGAAUUAUAUUGAUAUUUAUAUAUUUGUAGGGCUGUGCAUUUAACGCGAUAAUUAUAAUUAAUGGGUUAUGGAAAAUGAACGCGAUUAACAUUUUUAGCACACAGACAUACAGUAAGUAGGUCAUCUUACAUUUCAUACAGUUGAUUGAUGACAAAUAUGAUGCUGGCAACAACUUACUGCGUGAUAUAACAUACCAAAUACUGUCAGAGAAAACCUAAAAUGAAAGAUAUCUGUGCAAAAUGACCCUGAAUGAGCUUUUGACUCGUAUUUAUUUAAUUAUGCAAUCACACAAGCGCAAUAUCAUAGCAGUGCUACUUUUGUCCAGAAAACUACGAGUGCACAUGUCAUGUUGAUUUUAUGCAACAGUUAAUUAAAUAAGAAAUUAAUUUUAAGAUUUAUUUUAUAGACAACAUUGUCCUCAGGAAAAGUGUUGCGUGUCUCGGAGGAACACACAGCGUGGUUUUGUUUCUAAAUGAAUUAAGUUUCUUGAGCGAAUCAAUUGGGUGAAUCAAUUAAUCAGUGGCUCAUUCAUAAAGAGUCAUUUACUGCAUUCCUGAAUUAAUUUCAUUUACCGCCACUUACUGGCAGUUUUUAAUUCUUCAAAGAAUUUUAACAGUAUUCAAAUAAAAAAGUUAAAUAAUAAAAAUACUAUUAUAUUGGUGAUAGUUUGCCCUCCCAAAAAAUGUCUGCUUAUUUAAAUUCACUUACCCUUAUGUCGUUUCAAACUUGAAUUACUAUUUAUUUGGGGAAAAGGAAGAUAUUUCUUAAGAAUGUUAGUAACCAAACUGUUGGUCUUUUAUUAUAAUAAUUCAGCUUCUGAAAAAAAAUCAAAAUUAUGGCCGUUUGAGCUUCUGAACAUCUGAAGCUACUUUCUGUAUUGUCCUGUUUUGGCUUUGGAGUGAUAUUUUAGCCCCAUAUGUUAUCUGUGAUUAAAUUGCGAUUACUUAGAUUUAUCGCAACAUGUAAUUAAUUAGAUUAAAAGUUUUAAUCGCUUCACAGCCCUAGUGCAAAUAUAUUAAUACCUAAGUAUUCAUACAAGUAUAAAUAUAAUUGUUACCUGAUAUAAUAAUGGCCUUUUUAAUAAUAAUUGAUUUACAACAAUCCAUUAACCUGUUUACAUAUCGUCAAACUUUUAAAAUGAAUAUUUCCUUUUUUAAUGUUUAGGAUAUAUCAAUGAGCUAAUGUUGUUUUUAAAAAAUAAAUAACGCCAAAUCUGUUUUUACGAUCCAUGAGUGCAUGUUGAUUUAUGAGUAAUGCUAUUCAUAAUGUAGUUUUCCCAUGCUAGCUGUAAAGUCAUAUCAUGAACUUUCUCAACAUCUCAUUCUCGUGUUUGUUCAUACU
This is a messenger RNA of Triplophysa rosa, 4422 nucleotides long. It is a transcript of the gene pfkpa, whose product is annotated as phosphofructokinase, platelet a. Gene Ontology annotation, cellular component: membrane; cytoplasm; 6-phosphofructokinase complex. The transcript has 21 exons. NCBI's taxonomy places the organism in Eukaryota, Metazoa, Chordata, Actinopteri, Cypriniformes, Nemacheilidae. Gene Ontology annotation, biological process: fructose 1,6-bisphosphate metabolic process; canonical glycolysis; fructose 6-phosphate metabolic process. Gene Ontology annotation, molecular function: fructose-6-phosphate binding; 6-phosphofructokinase activity; monosaccharide binding. Bases 167 to 2326 code for a protein of 719 amino acids. The record is from RefSeq and is a predicted model, not a curated record.